AUGACAAUAGCAAAAGCGAUCCGCAAUGUUCACGCACUCGUAACCACGGGCCUUCGUCCAUUGAUACCACUUGGAAUAUUAAUUGCAUAUACGUUAAUUGGCGCAUUUGUAUUUAUGAACGUGGAAGGUCCCAAUGAGCGUCGUGAUAUUGAAUUACACCAACGUGAACAGCAUGAAUUAUUUGAA
This is a messenger RNA of Acanthocheilonema viteae, 186 nucleotides long. Lineage: Eukaryota; Metazoa; Nematoda; Chromadorea; Rhabditida; Onchocercidae. The record is from the annotation of a GenBank genome assembly.